This is a messenger RNA of Durusdinium trenchii, 2334 nucleotides long. The record is from the annotation of a GenBank genome assembly. Lineage: Eukaryota; Dinophyceae; Suessiales; Symbiodiniaceae.
AUGUUGGUGGGCAAGGGAAGCGCUGCCCGAACUUUGCCACCAAGGAAAGGCUCGAUUUUCAUGGCAUCGAACAAGGCUCAAAAGGCCAACCUGAACAUGACCGUUCAUCCAGUGGAUGGACCUACUGGGUCUUUGGUGAAGCCGGGCGACGAGCAACCCAUCGGCUGGACGGAUCUCUACACGAGCCGCAACUUUGCGGUCAAGGUGGUGGUGGCCGGCGAGGACUAUCAUAUUCCGGAUGUGAGGCGUCGCACUGAGAUCCAGAUCAAGGGUCUCAAGGUGGCUCUUUCUGUCUCUCGUGUGGGAGAAUCGACGAUCCUGGCUCUAGAUGAUAUGUACUCCCCAGUGGCGGCCUUGCUCGACAGCAGCGCCUCCGAUGAUCGGUCCUCCACAUCGGAGCAAGCCUCUGUGGUGGAGGUGGAUAUUCAGUUGUGCCAGCUUGGAGUCUCUUUGGUCGACGAUCAGCCAACUCCCCAUGAGCUUUUGUUCAUCCACCUGGGCGACAUUCAGCUCGGAUACAAGCAGAACAUCACCGAAGAUUCAGAGCAGAUUCGCUUCCGGGUCAGGGAGCUGCAGGGCGUCUGCCAGCUGCCUGAGCGCGUGGAUGGCUCGAUGAUUGAGCACCGCAGGCAACACAAAGCAGGCGUCCUCCGAAAGGAGCUACCAGCAGUGAUCUUGGCAAACCAUGCAGAGAAGGAGGCCAACUUCCUGGACAUCAACAUCACCAGGGAAGCGACCUCAUCCCAGGACCUGGUGCUGCCUUCAGCUGAUGUGCUCAUGGACAAGUUGGAUGUCACCGUGGACUUUGAUUGGCUCUCGCCCUUGCUCAGCUGGUUGGAACGAGCGAUCCCACAGGACGCCAUGGACAGUGGAGUCAGCUGGGAUGAGAUGAAAACCAAAGUGGGCAGGUCCAUCACAUGGAACUACGAACCGCCUCUGGUCCCAGCCGUAGCGGAUGUCGACGCCUUGAAGUUGUCUGAGAUCGAUUUGACCGUUUGGUGCCGAUUGCCAUUGUCUAGCUUGGACUUCCUACCAGCACCGGUGCGCGGCAUCUUGCGAGUGCUCUCUGUGAGCAGCAACUUCACACUGAACGCAGCUUCUAUUCGGCUGCCUGAGAAGAAGCUGCCUGUCUACCGAGGGCCGCUGGAAAACCUGGGCUUGUGCAUUGCGCAGGACUAUGCGGCCUCCUUGUUGAAGAUUGUGAUGUCUCUGCUGGGCAAGAGCUCCUUGUUGAACGCGGGUGCCAUCCCACUGGCCAUGGGUGGCACUGCCGUGUCCAUGGUCACAGAUGGCGUGGGCAGCACCAUUCGAGGGGGCGCAGGUCUCCUGGAGCAUCUCACCAUGGAUGAGGACUAUCAUCAGAAGCAGAAGAUGGACCGGCAGCAGAAGGAGAUCAGCAGUGCCGCCGAUGGUUUCCGAGAGGCCGGCAAGUCCUUAGCCACGGGUUUUGAUGGUGCCCUCGACAUCUUCCGGAAGCCCGUGCAGGGCGCCCGGCAGGAUGGUGCCAAGGGCCUGGCGAUCGGCUGUGGCACAGGGAUUGCAGGCACUGUGGUGAAGCCAGUGGUCGGCGUGGGGAGUGCCGCCUCAGACAUCAUCACUGGCAUCUCUGCCGCCGCCACCUUUGACUCCCCAGCCAAGAAACGACGCCGCGAGCGUUGCCGGUGCCGUGGACCUCGAAUGCUCUACGGACAGUCCGCAGUGAUGCGAAAAUGGAGCGACUCGGAUUCCCAGCUCUUGCUGCAGCUGGGCGCCAUGGCAGAAGGAAUCCGGGAGAUCAUCCCACUGGCCUCCAGUGCUUUUCACCGCUACGUUUUGUUGCUCUACUCGGAUCGCUUGGUCGUGGCGAAGCUUCGAGGAUCGCGGGCCUCGUAUGGUCGCCAUUCCACACAGGUGGACCUGUCGGGCCGGAAGACCUCGGCCCGAAGCAUUGAAGGCCACGGGCACAACCACAAGCUGGAUGGGAGCUUCCCUGAGCUACUGCAGUCCAUGGACGAUGUGGUACAGAGGUGUAGCAGCGACCUCAGCUCAGUGCCACAGAAUCCACAUACGGGUCUGGCCCGGGGCUUGCUGUUCGAGGACAUGAAGGAAGCAAUCUUUUCAGAUAUCGAUGAAGAGCUGGUUGUGGAAGACUCUCAAGGCAACAGCCAUCACAUCCCCUUGAUGCUGGAGUCUGAUGCCAAGGAGGCCUUUCAGAAGCUCAUGCAGGAGGCCGCCGCUGGGCGACCUGACUGGCGCAGCUUUGCGCAUCGCUGGCGACCCGAAGAGGAGGUGCACGAAACUGCGAUUCGACCCAGGCAGCGGGAGGAUGGUCAGUUGCAGGUCAUUCAGCUGUGA